AUGAGGCGGCGGCUGCGCCUCCGCGGGGACGCGCUGCUCACGCUGCUCCUCAGCGGCGCCCUGGGGCUCCUGCUCUACGCGCAGCGCGAGGGCUCGGUCCGCCCGACGGGCGCGCCCCGGGGGCCGGCUCCGGGCCCCAGCGCCGGGCUCCGCGAGUUCCAGGCCGCGGACGCGGGCGCAGCCCCGCCCGUCUACGAAGGGGACACGCCGGAGCCGCCCACGCCCGCGGGGCCCUUCGACUUCGGCCGCUACCUGCGCGCCAAGGACCAGCGGCGCUUCCCGCUCCUCAUCGACCAGCCGGCCAAGUGCCGCGGCCGCGGCGCGCGCGGGGGCCGCCCCGAGCUGCUCAUCGCCGUCAAGUCGGUGGCGGCCGACUUCGAGCGGCGCCAGGCCGUGCGCCAGACGUGGGGCGCCGAGGGGCGCGUGCAGACGGCGCUCGUGCGCCGCGUGUUCCUGCUGGGCUUGCCCCGGGCGGCGGGCGCGGACGCGGGGGGCGCGGGAGAAGGGGCCCCGCGGGCGCACUGGCUGUCCCUGCUGCGCGCCGAGAGCAGGGUCUACGCCGACAUCCUGCUCUGGGCCUUCGACGACACUUUCUUCAACCUGACGCUCAAGGAGAUCCACUUUCUGGCCUGGGCCUCGGCGCAUUGCCCCAACGUGAGCUUCGUGUUCAAGGGGGACGCCGAUGUGUUUGUGCACGUGGGAAACCUCCUGGAGUUCCUGGCGCCGAGGGACCCCGCGCAAGACCUGCUCGCAGGCGACGUGAUCCUGCAGGCGCGGCCGAUCCGCGCGCGGGCCAGCAAGUACUACAUCCCCGAGGCCGUGUACGGCCUGCCCGCCUACCCGGCCUACGCGGGCGGGGGCGGCUUCGUGCUCUCGGGCACCACGUUGCGCCGGCUGGCGGACGCCUGCGCUCAGGUGGAGCUCUUCCCCAUAGACGACGUCUUUUUGGGCAUGUGCCUGCAGCGCCUGCGGCUCGCGCCUGAGCCUCACCCCGCUUUCCGGACCUUUGGCAUCCCCCAGCCUUCCGCCGCCCCGCACCUCCGCACCUUUGACCCCUGCUUUUACCGUGAGCUGGUUGUGGUGCACGGGCUCUCCGCCGCCGACAUCUGGCUCAUGUGGCACCUGCUGAACGGGAAGCGCAGGCCCACCUGUGCACACCCGAGGCCCGUGGCAGCUGGGCCCUUCCAGUGGGGGCCCUGAUCACUGCUCAUUCACAUCCAGGAUGUGGCUGCUGUUCGAAGGGGCAGAUUUCCCAGGCAGAUUUAUUUCACUGUUUCUACCCCGGAAAGGGGCAAGUUCAGGAUCCAGUCAAUUUGCCCACAGAAUCCCAGGGAAUGAGACUGAGCUGGCACACACCUGGGAGCAGGUCUGGAACUACGCUAACGGCAAUCCUUUGAGAUAGGUGGUGCCGUGACAGGCUCCACCAAGCAGGCCUGAGGGGUCCGGGGGUUGUUCGCGCAGGGGCUGAUGGAAUCUGGCCAUACUCCUGGAACCCUAGGAUGGGGGCACUAUGAAGGUCGUUCUCAAGGCUGAACCCCGUGGGAGAGGGGAGUGAGGGAGGGGGUCAGGCAGGCAUUGCGCCAGAACUCAAUCUGAAGCAGCAUUUUGCUUCCCAGCUGCCCCUCCAAAUCGGAUCUUCAGCCCUGUCCACAUUUUUAGGCCUGAAAUCUGCUUUCUAGGAGCCAGGCCCUCCUGGGCUCUGGCCUAGCAGGAACACCAGGGCUGGAGGUGCAAAGGGGCAAAUGAGUGCAUGGUCCUUCCCAAAGUCUUUCCACCUCCAACUCCCCCCACCACACACACACCUACACCAAACACAAGGAUGCCAAUCCCCUGCUGGGAGGCCGUGAGAAUCCCCCUUCAGAAGAACCACGGAAUCUCUUCCCCUAACGUAACUCCAGUUGUAAAAUCUCCCAUAUUUUUCAACCACCCUUCCUCAAAAAAAAACAACACCUGACACUUUAGUACAAACAUAUCAGCAACGGAACAUGGUGAGCCGCUGCUGAGGGCAAAGGUCUUUAUUGGAGGGGCGUGGGCAGGGGAUGAGGAAGGUUCCCCCAUUCCAGGAGGAUGGGAACAGUCCUGGCUGUCCCUGACAGUGGGCUGUGCGGGGGUCUCUGGCCAGGCCACAGUCUGAAUGGGAAGACACCAGUUAGUCACAAAGUCACGGGGGCGCCACACAAGCCUAGCGGUAGGCCCAGUCACCACGCGGAGCCCAGGGCAGGUCCCCUGCACAUUCAUUGUUAAACUAUACAGGAUGAGGCUGUACAUGAGUUAAUUACAAAAGUCAUAUUUACAAAAAUCUGUACACACAUUUGAAAAACUCACAAAAUUUUCAUCUAUGUAUCACAAGUUGCUAGACCAAAAUAUUAAAAAUGGGAUAAAAUUAUACAUUUCUCUUCUCA
Talpa occidentalis (Iberian mole) is the source of this 2402-nucleotide messenger RNA. RefSeq names its product UDP-GlcNAc:betaGal beta-1,3-N-acetylglucosaminyltransferase 9 (gene B3GNT9). The transcript has a single exon. NCBI's taxonomy places the organism in Eukaryota, Metazoa, Chordata, Mammalia, Eulipotyphla, Talpidae. The record is from RefSeq and is a predicted model, not a curated record. The coding region runs from base 1 to 1200 and encodes 399 amino acids. Gene Ontology annotation, molecular function: hexosyltransferase activity. Gene Ontology annotation, cellular component: membrane.